Messenger RNA from Vigna radiata var. radiata (mung bean), 1245 nucleotides. RefSeq lists its product as uncharacterized. NCBI's taxonomy places the organism in Eukaryota, Viridiplantae, Streptophyta, Magnoliopsida, Fabales, Fabaceae. The transcript has a single exon. Bases 1 to 1245 code for a protein of 414 amino acids. The record is from RefSeq and is a predicted model, not a curated record.
AUGGCAGUAUACUCAUCGGAUGAGUUGGUAUGGUGUCGGGUGUUCUCUUUUUCUCUCAAAGAAGAGGCGUUAGAUUGGUUUCACUCUUUGCAACCAGGCACGAUCGGUAAUUUUGCUGAACUCAGGCAAUUAUUUACUCAACAAUACGCUGCAAACAAAACGCCCGGGAUGACGUAUACAGCGCUAGUCAGGCUGAGACAGGGACGCGACGAGUCCCUUAAAUCAUUCAUGGAUCGGUUCAGCCGCACCGCUCGGCAGGUACGAAACGCAGACCAGAGAUUGAUUGUGAGUGCGUUGACCACCGCCUUAAGGCCAGGACCAUUUUGUGACUAUUUGCAUGCUGAAGAGCCACAAAGCAUGGAUGAGUUGCAAAAUAGACUUGCCAGCUUCAUUCGGAUAGAAGAAGGAAGAGCCCACCACCGAGGUAGAGACGACGGCGAGUCAUCAGUUCGUGCAGUACGUGGAGGGAUUGAACAUCCGGUCAGUAGAAGAGACAGAGGAGCAGGUCUCAGAGGCAAGGAUCGAAGCAGGAUGCAGAGGUACAUACAUCACACUCCAUUAAAUGCACCCCGAACGAGAGUGUUGGAGGAGGCGUUAAGGGCGGAUCUAAUAGCAGUUGUGCAAGUACCUACACCGGCUAGAGCUGACGAAAGCAAGCAUUGUCGGUAUCAUCAAAAUCGUGGACACACCACAGAAGAUUGUAUCACGUUAAAAGACAAGUUAGAAGCCCUCGUUCAGGCGGGACAUUUGCAAAGGUUCGUCCAGAGAAGAGGGUCGACGGGGAGAAUCAGGCCACCAACAACUCAACGAAACCCGCAAGUGAGAAGUCAGCAAAGAACCGAUCGGAGUAGAAGCAGGAGUGCCGAACGGGUUGUCAGGGGAGUAAUCAACACGAUUUCUGGAGGAUUUGCAGGCGGCGGUUCAACAUCAGCAGCCAGAAAGAGGCACCUCAGAAAUUUGCAUAGUUCCAACCGAUCGGGCUCGUCCAGGAGAUCUAUGCCAGCUAUCACAUUCACAGAUGAAGAUUUUCAUGCACCUGAUCUGGAGCAAGAUGACCCGAUGGUCAUAACGGCCAUGAUUGCUAGAUACCAAGUCAGCAAAGUUCUUGUAGAUCAAGGCAGUUCAGCCAAUAUCCUCUACUGGAAGACAUUCAAGCAAAUGGAGAUAUCAGAGGAUGCUAUCAUGCCUUUCAAUGAGCAAAUUGUGGGGUUUGCUGGGAAAGGGUGGACACAAAAGGGUAUGUAG